Molecule: messenger RNA, 1434 nt
Organism: Dovyalis caffra
Lineage: Eukaryota; Viridiplantae; Streptophyta; Magnoliopsida; Malpighiales; Salicaceae
Source: the annotation of a GenBank genome assembly
AUGCUAAUGAGCGAACUGUGUGGGCUCCGCCCACGCAGCCUCCACUUCCUGCUCCGCCCGUCUUCCUCCUCACUCUCUCGCCACCGCCUCCAAUUCAGCACCACCACAACAUGCUCCAUUCCAGUCCCAAAUAGAAAAGACAAGGUAAUAGUAAUUUCUGGUCCCACAGGAGCCGGCAAGUCCCGUCUUGCAUUAGAGCUCGCCAAGCGCCUUAACGGUGAAAUUGUCAGCGCUGACUCCGUCCAGGUAUAUCGUGGUCUUGAUGUCGGAUCGGCAAAGCCUACCCCUGGUCAUCAUGUAUUUCGUGCUGGUGUAAAUGUUUUAAGUAAUUCUCUUCAUGAGCACAGAAACAUCUUCACCUACAUUUUGGAAGUCCGGCAUCAUCUGGUUGACCUAUUACACCCAUCCGAAGAUUAUUCAGUUGGGCAAUUUUAUGAGGAUGCAAGGCAAGCAACACUAGAUAUUCUCAAAAGUGGUCGUGUUCCCAUAGUUACUGGUGGGACUGGGUUGUACUUGCGAUGGUUCAUAUAUGGAAAGCCAGAUAUUCCUAAAGCCUCACCAGAGAUUACAUCUGAAGCAUAUUCUGAGCUUGCAGAACUCGAGAGGAAUGGGGAUUGGGAUGCAGCUGUGCAGUUGUUGGUCAAAGCAGGUGAUCCAAAGGCACAAUUGUUGGCUGCCAAUAACUGGUAUCGGUUGCGGCGUAGCCUUGAGAUAAUUAAGGCUAGUGGAUCUCCUCCAUCUUCGUUUCAACUUCCAUAUGAGUUUUUCAAGGAACAAUUUGAUACAAGUUUAACAGACAGCUCCUAUGACGUGAAUUCAGCUGGUGAUGUACCUAAUCAAGUUAAAUUAAAGGAUUUGGACUAUGAGUUCAUUUGUUUUUUCCUUUCAAGCCCCAGACUUGAUCUCUAUAGAUCAAUUGAUUACCGGUGUGAAGAUAUGCUUUCAGGGAGUGAUGGGAUUUUGUCUGAGGCCAAAUGGCUUCUUGAUGAGGGUCUUCUUCCAAAUUCCAAUUCUGCAACUCGAGCAAUUGGUUACAGACAAGCUAUGGAGUAUCUUUUAAGGUGUCAAGAAAAUGGGGGUAGGAGUUCUGCCGGAGAAUUUUAUGCUUUUCUAUCUAAAUUUCAGAAGGCAUCUAGAAACUUUGCAAAAAGGCAAAUGACAUGGUUUCGUAAUGAACAUAUCUAUCAUUGGCUUGAUGCUUCUAAACCUCUGGAAACAGUGCUUAACUUGGUUUAUGAUGCAUACCAUGACCAAACUGGAAGCUUUGUUGUGCCUGAAUCUCUCAGAAUGAAGAAAGAUAUGACUAACAAACGGGAGGUUCUUCAACUCAAGGCUUAUCGCACCAAAAAUAGGCAUUUUGUUAGUCGUGAUGAUUGCUCUGAUAUGCUUGACUGGAUAAGAACAACUCAAGGUGAAGCAAUGAGCCCAGUGUAA